AACCCAUGGGCUGCUUGGCUCCAGAAGAUCUUAUACUGAGAGAACCUUUUGGUGAAUGAUGUAUGUUUCCAGUGCAGUAACAAUCUGUUGUUGCUGUGAUACCAAAAAACUCUCUUCCCUCUCCCCCAUCUCUUGCCCAAGACUUUAGCCAACCCCACAGCUCCCUAAACGAGGGAGCACUGUAAUGAAGAGAGGCUGCUUCUCUCACAGGUGAGUGCUGGGGAGGUUUUUUGUGCAUCCACACCCCUGGUUUGAUUGUUAGAACAGCCGUGGUCUCUGCUGCAUUGGUUUUGAACCUACAGGGCUUAGCUUUGUCCAUGUUGUUAUUACUCCUUCAGUAUACCCCUAGCUCAGAGGCUUCCUAGGCACUGCUCCAAGAUACCAGCUUUUUGGUUCCUUCCUUUUUUUUAAUUUUUCUUGCCAUCUUCUGUGAUAAGUCAUGGAGGGUGUUGUCUUAGCGUGGUUAUGCAUCCUUCCUUCUGUGUCGCAAGUACCCUGCAUGCCCUCCCCGAGGGAGCAGAGGAUCGGGCCGGCUCCACUCCCUUCCCUAUGAGCUGAGCCUGCCCCGCACUGUCUAACAAGGGCUGAUUGCAUCGUGCUCAUGUCUACAAGUGUGCACUGGGCAAAAGCAUCACUGGUAGUUUGUAGCAGAGUCUUCUGCAGCUUCAGCUUGCAGCUAUUUGCGCUUCAGAAACAACAUUGUGGUAACUGGCCCCAGGCUGCUUAAGGGAGGAGGGAAAACCUGCCUCUCUUUCUAGGGCCUUUGCAUCUCGGUUCUGUGCACUCCUCGUUUCUGUUAGCAUGGUUGGCCCCAGGACUGCUCCUCCCAGGAGGAGCUGUUCCUGUUACUGCAACACUACCUCGCUGCGCAGCUGGUAGGUGGUGGUUUGGUGCUACUCUGGGCUAGAAGCUGCCUCCGGUCACCAUCGGAGGCAGACUUCACGGGCAGAGAAGAGCUCGCUUUGAUAUGUGCUGUAAGGAUAUUAAAAUAAGGGCAACUGUUCCCUUUGAAGUAAGCCGUAACCAUUAAGCUUCUGGCCAAUGAGUUGUUGAUACUGUGAAUGUGGAGGGGUUUGAGGUGGGCUUUUUUUCUGUGGCUCCCAGGAGCAAACUGCAAAUGUCCCUGACCUAGCAAUAUCUAAUUUAGAAAAACUGUGUUUCCCCAGGAAUGCUAGGGCUGUUGGUAGUAUUGCAAGUCGUAUUUUGUCAGUUUUUGGGAGGCCUCUGCAGCUUUCAAACAAGCCGUCUCUAAAGGCCUUACUCACAGUAGCCCACCACGGCAGAUUCCUGAAUAGCCACGUGAAGCACAGGAAGGAGUUGUGAUUGCGUUGUUUAUGAUCAUGAGCGUGUUAAAGGCAUUUGAUGUUUAAGUGCUUGGCCAAGCAGCCUGCUUAAAAGAAGAGUUUGCAAUAUGCUGCUUAAGCCCUUUACUGCGGAGGAGUCUGCUUAGAUCGCCUGGUUACCUGAGCACACAGCAGGAGCGGUGGCUUUAGCCACCUUGCCAAGGUGAGGUUAGUCAUGCACUGAGCAGUGGAAUGAGGUAGUAAGAAGAUGCCAGCAGCACCACCCAUGUGGACAAAGGCUUUAGAUGGCUGUGGUCUGCUGUGCUUUGUGCAGUAUUCACAACAGUCAGGGACAUGAUAGUGGACUUAAGGUGUUGCAGUGACCAGAACGGUGUCCUUUUACUGGGGGACUUGAUGAGCAGAGGACAGGAGGGAGGUCAGAUCUCACAGAUUCUUGAGUGACAGCAUGGUUGGAAUACAGAAGUGGUCUUGGAUUAUAGCACAGAUCAUCCACUCUGAUGGACUAACAAUGUGUUCACUAGCCAAGCACUGAAGCAGGUAGACACAGAAAUCCCAGUCUAUAUGAGUCUGAGUCUAUAUAGGCUCAAAAAUGUGCAUCAUUGUACAAGCCAAGGAAUGCAGCACAAACACAGCAAGUGCUGCAUGUCCCAGUAGCUUCUACUGUAAUGGGAUGCUUCUGUCCCUUACUGUGUUCGCCUCUGUAGUGAGCCAUAGCCAGAGGAGAUAGUAAAGCAUAUGCAUUCAGUCCAGGGUUGACAGUAGACAAACAGCGGGUGUCUAUCCAAAUGGAGCACUUUGGGGGAAAAAACAAAUCACCCCAACCAACCAACCAAAACCCAAAAAACAAAACAAGCAAACAAAAACUUAAGGUAGAUGCAACUUAAAGCAAAUCAUCUGUUGAGAAACAAUGUUCACCUCAUGGAAGCUAAUUGCCGGACAGGUGUGAACGGGUUCUAUGGUUCCUAGAAAACAUGAAAGAAGGAUCUGGUGGCCUUUGGAGAGCAGAAGUUCUGUUAAUGGCCUUUGGGCUGAGUGGCACUUGGGGUAGGGGGGAAGCAUGAAAAAAGGCAACUUGCAGACAGCUGUGAUGUUCUUGUCUGGCAUACUGCUCUGUAUUUUGGAACAGUCAUAUGAAAGGAAACUGGGAAAAGAAGUUUGUGCUUUGCCAUUUGAGCAAAACUGCUGCUGAACUCUUUUACUGAAUUUUUUUUUCCUGUCUGCCCUGUAGGCAGAACAUGGUAAAAGCUGUGGGUCUUACAUGGCCGUGGCAUCUUUAUGGUGGCCUGUGGCAGUAGGCUGGGAAGGUGCAGGGGUAUAAUUUGUCUCUACAUGAGACUAGAUGUUUGCUCCUGCAGCAGGCAGCUCAGGCAUCUGGACAGCUCUGAGGCAGCAAGUAUUACUUACAUGAUACUCUGAAGGCUGCCUGCAUUUUAGGAGCUUUCUGUUUCUGCUCCUGUCCAGGAUUGUGGUAACCAUAAGUUAUGUGUCAUACCCAUUUAGACAGGUAACUGAGGCCUCGUGGGAGUUGGGAGAAGUCUUACUGGAUGGGGAAGGCCCAAAAGGAGGUGUUGGGAGAAGCAGCGUAUCUCAGUCUGUAGUACCAGUUUGGAAAUGUCUGUCUUCAUUCCUGCAUGGGCCCUGUCUUCCUGUCUUUUGGCCCUAAAGCUGAUGCUGGUGGACUGUUGUUCAGCCUGUGCUUUGCCUGCCUCUCUCCCGUUCUCUGCCACUAGACCUGUGCGUGUGACUGACUUGAUGGACCCUGAUGGUAACACUACCCCUGCAGUGUUGGAGCUGGGUAUGGAAAGAUCUGUGCCUUACACACUCCAGGAUUUGGGCAUGGAAGCACUGUGGGGCUUGUUUGCCUCUGCUUCCAGAGCUCCCCUUUGAGCACGGUGCAGCAGCAGCCCGUGGAGGAAGUACAGGACAGGGCAGCUCAGGGAUGCCUCGGGUGUCUGAGCACAGCUGGGAGAGGCCGUGGGUGGAAUCAGUCUCUCCUCACAUCCAGAUAGGGCUAGGAGAUGGCUUUAAGUCACUUAGGGAGCUCUUCUGUUUGCCUUUUUUAUAUAAAUGUUGCAAGAAGGUACUUUCAUAUUCAGCAAAUUACUUGGCUUUUAAAGUGUUAACUCUUUAACAGAAAUUCCUCCGUUUCUCCAUCACUCAUGAGUAAUUGCAGAUGCAGCUACUUGAACUCAAUCUGAUGAUCUGAACAGUUUUUCAUUGGUUCUUGAGAUUAUCUUUAAAAUCGGGCACAGUAAGCUCUGCUUUAUUAUGCUGCUGCUGCUACUGCCUGAUCAUCAAACCACACAACCUAACUAUCAAGGGAUAGAAGCAGUGCAUAAAGUGAAGUUUCCUUUGAGCUGGUAAGACAGUUUAACAUAUUUCUGUGCUAUGCGUCACAGUAAAUAAUGAUAGGAUAAAUCUACUGAGCUAAGAUAUUGAAAAAUAAUUUCUUUACCUAGAUGUGGAAUUCUAUAUUGUUUCUUGUGCUAGGAACCUAGAGCAAUAAAAUCACCAGAAGGGUCUUUGCGCUUUUGUCCUGCUAGUCUGCUGAGCACAAACCCACACUGUUACAUUCAUUCUGGUACAGAUUGCGCUAGAAGGAAGCACCAUCUUGAACAAAUGAUUUUCAUGUGCUCCUCUUUGACUGAGAGAGAUCAGUGUAAAUGAAUCUGACUGAAAUAGAUCCCAGUGUUUGGGACUGUGCAGACAAAAAUAUGCUUUUUUAACGCAUGUAAAUACAUGUAUGUACAUAUAUUUUAUGUGUGUGUGUCUGUAUGAAUAUCACUUUGUUGCUUUAGUCAUCCUUUGUAGCAGUUUUUUUUCAGCCUCUGGGAUCCCAAGUCUGUCAAAUGCAAAAGUACGUAGCAGUUCAUGAGCAUCAGAUUGUGGAAAAAUGGCUCCCCAAAGAUGAACGGAGAAAAAGACUGGUUACAUGGGCUUCUCUCUGAUAAUCUGUUCAGAUAAGGGAAUCUUGGUACUUUUUCCUUAUUCUCCAGCCGUUCACAUGCUGAUCAUGUGAGUCUACCAUGUGCACUUGACAUGCUUUGUCAGACGUGCUUAGGGGCCUAGGUAUUCCAGAGGUAGAUAGUCUUUUAUUAAUUGUUCUUAAAGAACCUACAAAAUAUUUUCUUGUAGGCAAGGAUGGCUGAAGGAGUGUCCUUGACAAACAAUCACACUUAGUGCACAAUGGAUCACUCUGGAGUAUGUGCACUUGGGGCUAACCUUAACAGACAGAGGGAUGUGCAUGUUGGUACAGACACACUAUUGUCCCAUCAUGUUGGACUUCACAGGUGUGAGUCAGUGUCCUGCCUUUCUUUAGAGCCUGUUGGUGCUGCCUCUGGGAGAGAUUUAAGCAAAGGAAGGAAUUAUGGCCAAGGGAGAGCAGGUCACUUAUGACUAAUUGUUAAGAUGUCGGGAAUGGGAACAGAGUGUCUGAGGGUCUGUGUCUGCUGUGCCUGCUCCCACUGUGCACCACUAAUUGCAUCUUGCUGUGAGAGGGAGAGCAAGCAGAGCACGUUUUGGAACAGCUCAGAGACACUGCCAAAUCAAAACCUGAAGCUUCUGACUUCCUCUGAGAAUUUUAGGUGGGCAUAGCAGACCUCACAAGCGAGCUGCAACAAGAAAAACUGCACUGAUGAAACAAUCUAUAUAAAAGCUGAUGGCAGAGGUGGGAUAGAACCUAGGAGUCCUGGCUGGCUGCUGUGGGCUGGCAUUUAGUAUCACUACAUGUAUCAAAGGGUACUCGGGCAUGUUGAAGAAUUUUCGCACACGUGAAAAUCCCUGCUCAUGCUCUAGUAUGACACUUCAGUUUCAUGUUUUAUCAGGCCUUUGUAAAGCUGAUCUUGUCUUACUUGUAGUCAUCCAAAUGUUGGAGAUGCAAAGGUCCUUUUUUGUGUCUGUCACUUUGAUCCCAUUAAAUUUCUCUGCAUAAUUCUUCUUUCUCUUCUUUGUCACAUCAAAUAUAAGCUUCUUGUCCCCACUUUCAAAGUCACUGACAGCCUCUCCUUGUCCUCUUGUCAUCUCUCACUUCCCUAUCAAGACGUCAACUCUUUCUAUGAAGCCAGCUUCCACCUCCCACUCACCAAAUCAGCUCCUCCUAACCUUCCUCCAUACUACUUACACACCGAAGGUGCUGCCUGCAAUUCUCUUGAGCUACCUUAAUCUCGCUCCAAGUCUCCACAAAGCUCUGCUUUGCUAAAACCCAGAUGAUAUCUAGGCUACCCACAUGCUGAGACUGUGCUGUCACCUUCUUGUAUUACUUCCCCUUUCAGGGGGAUAUAUAUAAAAUAAUUCAUUUUACCCUAGAAAUUCUUAAAAGCAAAGGUCGUCUGGGGUUAGCCAGAACUUUGAAUGACUGCUAUUGCUAUACCCAUUUGUAUUACCAGAAAUCUGCAAUCACCUGUCUUUCUGUUGAUCAGCAGUUGAGAGCAUUUAGAAAAUGUGUUGUAUAAAUUCUGGUUAAAAUGACUUGAAAUUACUCUUGGGAAAUGGAGGGAGCUGAUGGAACCACAGGAGGGGAGGGGAAAGGUGUGGCUGCAAGGCCCCAUUUCCUCGAGCAGAAGAGCUCUGCGCUGGAAAUGUACAGAGAGGAUGGAAACACCAUUGCAACCAGCUUGAGACAGCUUGGGAACCUGAGGUCACCGGUCAGCUUUCAGUGCUAAGCCAACGCCUGGACUGGCAGCAGCAUGCCUGGUAUAACUUUUCGGGGCUUUCGCUCCGACAUUUGGUCCCUUUCUUUCCUGUAGAGUGAAGGUGGCUCUUCUCACUUCCUCUGACACCUCCCACAUCUACAGUUUUCACAGGGCUUUUCUGCCUUCACCCACAACUCAGCACUGUUGCAGAAACUGGACAUUAGUACAAAAAAAAAAAAAAAAAAAAAAAGCAUCAAGCAGGCUGGCUAGGAAGUAGAUUUGUCUUCCAGUCCCCCAGCUGCUGUGAUAGUGCUGUUGCAGCUAGCACUGGAGUGCCAUCAGAGCUAAGAAUUGGGGGUUUUGGUUUUUUAGAUACCUUACCAAGAUUUAUGUACUACAUGUCUUGGAUCAUGUUUAGGCGAGAGGUUCCAGAAAUAAAGGUAGUUCCCCUUUGUACAGAUUCUGCACUUUGUUUCUGUCUAACUGCAUCUACCUUCAGUGUCCAACUACUGGAUUCUUUCUAUCUUUUUCUGGUAGAUUUAGAAAAGAAGAAGAAGAAGAAAAAAUAAAAUAUUUUUACCUGUAAUCUUCUUCCCAUGUAAGAUACAUCACAAGUGGUUUGAAAUUACUACUUAGCCUUUCCUUUGGUUAAUCAAAGAUAUUUAGUUGUCUUUAAUUGUUCAUUUCUGAGGAAACUUAUCCAGGAUUAAAUAAUUCUUAUAGCCCUUUUCAGAACCAUUUUCAUCUUUUCAGCAACUUUUUGUUUAAAGUGUGGAACGCAACAGAAGGAAUGAACUAAUAAUGGUGUUACAAAUGCUACAUGUAGCUGCAAUAACAUUUAUUUUAAUUGAUAUGUAUCCACAGUCCUGUGUUAGCUCCUUUAAUUGCAUUAAUGUACUGCAGAAUCUUGUUCAGCUGGUUAUGCGCUAUUUCCCCAAACCAUUUUCUGGUAAGCCUUUUGGAAUGUAGUGUUCUAUGAUCUACUUGUGACUAAUGUUCAAGGCUUCUAACACAAAGAUUUGCUUUUAAACAUGCUGCAUUUGUUUCCAGGUGAGCUGGAAAGCCAGGAAAUGUCUGACACGUUUAAAACAUUGCAGAACUGAACAAAGAACUUGGGGUGGGUGUGUUAUCAAACUAGUAGCAAUUACCUGGAAAUGUUGUAGCGUGGUUUAGUUAUCUUGACCUAUGUUUGUUUGUGUGACUGAACAAGUUUUUGUGGGCACAUGUAUCAUUCUACUUAAGGCAGCUCACUCUAUUUCAUAUUUAGUCAGCCUUACUGUAUCUGUCACAGGGAUCAUAUGCAACCCUGAUUAGAAUGAUAAGCAGAGGAGAGACUUCAUGCCUCCCAGCCUCUCUCAGCUAAAAUCAGCUAAUGGUGACACUUCCUCUUGACAACCCCUGCUCUGAAGGUCUGCAGCAAAACAGGAUAUUUACCAAAACCCAUAGAUGAAGAGGUGGUGAAGUGGAAGCCAGAAAGAUUCCUUUUCUCUUGAUCAGUUUCUGAAAUGCUGUAAUUAUUUUACUAUUUAAUUCAGAAAAGGGACACCACAAGCAGGCAUAAUUACAGGAAAGAGGUUGAUACGUGGAUGCUGCUGUCCACCUUUGUGAAAUCUGGGACUGGAAGAAUACUCUUGGUCAUGGAGUCCAGCUCCUGCUGCUGUAGCCACCAGAUUGCUUAAAUCCCUUCAGGAAGACAAUCCUAAUGAUUGAAAUACCACAACCCUUGCUAAGUGUAGGCUCUUUCUCACUUGCUCUUAUUCAAAACUGCUUCAGACCCUUUGUUGGGUAGAAACCACGACCUUAUUCUAUAGCCAGGCUGUACCCAUUCGGCCCUGUGCUAAUGCCAUACUUGUUGGGUUUUCUAUCCUGACGCUUCUCUCUCCCUUUUCCCCAGCUUCUGAAAGAGAGCUUGUAACAACCAAAAUUUGCCAGGGGUUUUUUCUUUUUGCAAUAACUAAGCCAAGCUCCUUCAAGACAGAACAUUUCUCACAGCUUCUCGUUACCCCAGCCCUAGAGCUCAGUUCAGUGUCCAUGCUGGGCAAGCAGCACAAACACUUUUGCUCCAAUAUUUUUUUAAUUUGCAAGUGACUGUUUUAGUCUGUACUUAUUAGCAGUCUCUGCCUACAAACUUAUUCCGUGUUUUCUGGGUUCCAGGCUGAGUCGUGGGCUCCUUAAAGCAGCACACUACCUGCGGAGGUGCUGGGCUUGUUUGCUGCAUUAAGAUACUGCCUGGGAUGGGAGGAGAUGUGUGGCAGCUGGGCCUCCAGCUGUGCGUUACUGCUGUGCUGCUCUUUGGUGGAGGAGGAGAGAGAGAGCUCCCUGGCAGCUUGAGCUGCCUGAAUAACUAUGUGACUACCGUGAGCUGCAUGUGGGCAACGUCGGAACCUGCGGGCAAUGGACCUUUCCACCUGCACUUCACCAACCUCUGGUCAAAGGGCCACAACGCCAGCUGCAAACUGACUGCCAGAGAGAACAUGCAGAAUCAGUACCACUGCACAAUCCAUUUAGCCAGCCAGAUCUUGGAAACAGAUGGUUAUAGAGUCUCCCUCCAAGGCAACUUCUUUGGACAUAAUCACACAUACAUUACCUUUCCAGAGUACAAUCCCCGCAAGCACAUAAAACUUGAUCCACCUUUGAACAUCCAGAGGAAUGUCACUGCCAGCAAGUGUCAGAUAUGGUGGAGUGUGCCGUGGUACCUCGUUGACAUUCUUCAAUAUGAGUUGCAGUAUAAGGAGUACAGCAUGUCCUGGGAGGUCGCAUUGAACAAGACACUACCCAGUUCACUGCCACAGAUAGAAAUUGAAGCCACAGAGCUUCGCAGUGGCAUUGUUUAUGUUGCACGAGUUCGCUGCAAAGUUUCUGAAAAUGAGGAUUCAUACCAUAGUCAGUGGAGCGAGUGGAGCCAGACAACAGAGUUUCAGAAACCAGGUGUACUAGAACUGUCUGAAAAGAAUGUAAAUACCAAAACUAUGCAGUUCUUGUUCAUUCCUCUGAGUUUUGGCACUGUACUCUAUUUAUUUUGGAACUGCAAGUUUUCUUCAAGGGCAAAAAGCCUGUCCUGCUUUAACAUUCCCACACCAGCUGCUUUCUUUCAGCCGCUCUAUAAUUUGCACAAUGGGAAUUUUAAGGACUGGGUUGGACCUAAUGAGGCUUGUAGCCAGCUUGGAAAAGAAGAGGCCAGCAACUCAAACAAAGUGACUGCAGAUGGAGUUUCUGAUCUCAACAUCCAAGAACAGAUUUCCCAGAUAUCCUUGAAACCUAUGGAAAGCACAAAUCUGGUUGCUGCAGAAGAAAACUCUGCAUUUGCUUCAGGUCCAAGCCAGCAGUAUGUCCCCAGCAGGUAUGUAAAAGCAGAAGAGAUAGAAAUGAGGCUAGGACUGUUGUUUGCACAAACCCAUGCUGAUGAUACAGUUGGCCCGAAAAUCUCUGAAAUAAUUAAAACCAACCUUGAGAACCCUAGCAUGGGAAGGAAUUACCCCUCUCACCCAGCGCAUGGCAAGGGUGACUUCCUUAUGCUUCAGGAGCCUUCGGAGAUAGCAAGUGUGUCCUUCAGCAGCAGUGACUAUUGUACCUUGUGCGACGAUGAUACCACAGGAGGUCUGAUUCCUGCUGAACUACUGAAGCUCUCCAAUGGCAAUAAUCUUGUCAAACAUCAGAACGAUCAGAGUAACCUUCCCUGAGGAAUACUGCCUACAAAGAUCCUUCUGCUGUCCUCUCACCUCCCAACACUGUCUUCGCAAGUGGCUUAAAUGGUAACUGUGCAGACAAUUACACACAUAUAUGAUUUUUAGGUAAAUCCUCAAUUUCUGUACUUCAAAAGAAGGUUGUGAUCAACUCCUCUAGCUUGCAAGUACUACCCCUAUAAGCAUGGCAAGGCCCAACUCCAGCAACAUCUGCAGCCUCAGGAGACACGUGACCAUUCCCUUCCCUAAAUCAACUUCCUGGCAGCAGCAGAAACCCAGCAACCCCCUAGCUGCAGCAGCAGACCUGCUGUUUUUCUUCAGGAAGCGCUACUGGAAUUGUCUGCCUCUCAGAAGCCACAAUGUUUGCAAUGUACUGAGCAACAGUUUAAACGCCAUCUUUAUUUUAAAAUUUGGUGGCUUGCUACAACAGGGUUACAGCAUUAGUGGAUAAAGGAAGAGCAACUGAUGUCAUCUGCCUGGACUUGUGCAAAAUAUUUGACACCAUCUCGCACAACAUUCUUGUCUCUAAAUUGGAAAGACAUGGAUUUGACAGAUGGACCGCUCAGUGGACAAGGGGACUGGCUGGCUGGUCAAACUCAAAGGGCUGUGGUCAAUGGCUCAAUGUCUAAGUGGAGAUCAGUGACAAGUGGCAUCACCCAGGGGUUGGUCUCAGGACUGGUGCUGUUUGAUAUCUUGGUUGACAACACAGGCAGUGGGACUGAGCAGGUUUGCUGACAGCACUGAGCUGUGUGGUGCAGUCAACAUGCUGGAGGGAAGGGAUGCUGUCCAGAGGGACCUUGACAGGCUUGAGAGGUGGGCCUGUGCAAACCUCAUGAAGAUCAACAAGGCCAAGUGCAAGGUCCUGCAUGUGAGUCAGGGCAAUCUCAAGCACACAUACAGGCUGGGCUGAGAAUGGAUUGAGAGCAGCCCUGAGGAGAAGGACUUGGGGGUGUUGGUGGAUGAGAAGCUCAACGUGACCCAGCAGUAUGUACUUGCAGCCCAGAAAGCCAGCCGUAUCCAGGACUGCAUCAAAAGCAGUGUGACCAGCAGGUCGAGAGAGGUGAUCCUCCCCUUCUACUCUGCUCUGGUGAAACCCUACCUGCAGCUCUGGGCCCCCAGCAUAAGAAUAACACGGACCUGUUGGAGCAAGUCAAGAGGAGACCAUGAAGAUGAUCAGAGGGCUGGAGCACCUCUCCUAUGAAGACAGGCUGAGAGAGUUGCAGUUGUUCAGCCUGGAGAGGAGAAGGCUCUGCGGAGACCUUAUAGCAGCCUUCCACUACCUAAAGGGGUCUUAGAAGAAAGCUGGAGAGGGACUUUUUACAAGGACAUGUAGGGACAGGACAAGGGGGAAUGGCUUUAAACUGGAAGAGGGUAAAUUUAGAUUAGAUGGAAGAAACUCUUCACUGUGAGGGUGGCGAGGCACUGGCACAGUUGCCCAUCCACAGGAUGCCCCAUCCCUGGCAGUGUUCAAGGCCAGGCUGGAUGGGGCUUGGAGCAACCUGGUCUGGUGGAAGGUGUCCCUGCCCGUGGCAGGGGCUUGGAACGAGAUGGUCUUUAAGGUCCCUUCCAACUCAAACCAUUCUAGGAUGGAUCCUUCCAGUGGAAGACAGAGAACUACUAUCUAGGAAGGAGGCAUAACGUGGGCUCUGGUCAAGCAUUUGAAGCCUUUCGUUUCCUGGGACUACUAAGUUCAUGCUCUGUGUACCAUCUGCAACCAGAACAAAGUAGUCAGUAUUUUCCCCUUUCUUUUAUUUCUGUUCAGUUUUGCCAGAGGAAACAAUUUCAAAAGAUAUUUAAGUAAUACUUGUAAGCCACUAAGGAGUUGAAAAUGUUCUGUGACAAAGAUUUUGGUUUAGUUUUGGUCUUGGAUUUUGGUGGUGUAUUUUUGUUUUUUUUUUUCCUUGAAGUGACUAAAGUAAAAGAACUAACACACUAUGAUUAUUCAGAAAUAAAUAAAACAGAGGAAUAAUGUAAACUUCCAUUUUUCAGAAGUUAGUGUCUGAGAGGUUUGGAAAGAACUUUAGAAAACAUUAACUAUAUUAAUCAUUAGUAAAAGUUGGUUUGAAAACAUCACAGAAGUAAGAGACGGAAGAACUAAAUGCUCUCCCUAGUUUGCAGACUAAAGCACUAAGCCAGUACUGCUGCUACUACCAUCAACAGAAAAAGGGAUAAGAAGGCUCCUGAGUGAAGACAUAUUUUACAGCUCAUAAAGCCAAGGGGGAUCAGCGUGGUGAGCUUAUCCCAUGGUGUCUAGCAUGUGAGCACCAGUAUAGUUCUGUUAGUGCCCACCCAAUAGCUAUAUCUCUGGUGAAAUAUUUGUGUUACCAGUAAUGAGUGAUAGAAGCUGUAUCUCUGUUCCAUCUUCUGCUGUUUAGUCAUCUGCAUGCUCAUUUCAAGAGGGGCAAGAAGAUCAGACUGCAUGUUUCUUAACAGUAUAAGUACUGCAGCACUGAUGCAAACUCAUUUUGAAAGAGCAGCAAACAAGUCACAUUAAGACACAGCACUCAGCCUGUUGUGCCCUCUCAGUUAGGGUGACUUGUCUUCACAGUAUGGCUUCUAAUGCCUCACAGUGAAACGCAGGUGUCAAAUAGUGGUGCUUGGCAUGCUGAACCACUCCCUGCAGCCCUGAGCUUCAGGGCCUUAAGAUCAUUGAUCUGCAAACUCCCGCUCAAAGGUGCAGGAGCCUAGCCUGUGAAAGCAAUCUUUUUUCCUGAGACUGCCAUUAGUCAAUGGCCAAAUAAAGCCGUAAAUCUUUUCCUGGUUAAGUAUGCAGAUAGGAGGAGAGUCAUUCCACAGACAAGAGAAACAAGCUUGCUCUUUUUAGUUUACUUUUUGUUAAAUUUGAUCAUUGUGUAAACAAAGGACAGAGAAUGUUGGUUAGACUCAGAGCAGCACCAUCUUAUGAAGUACCCAAUGUGAGCUGUUGUUGAUAGCUCCACAGCCCUAUCACUCCAUCUUUCCUGUAUCGAUGUGCUCCUGUGAGUCAUGAAAUCCUGUGCUGCAGAAGUCUAUCACCACAGGCCUUUCCAGACAUACAUAGUCCCUUGAGUCUCCCAGCACCCCUCAGCAGAGCAUAUGCUCUUUCACAGACCUAUCCACAUGUUCGCUCAUCUAACCAGUAAAGACACCAAAAAUGAUAAAUAAUCUGUUUAAUGUUCGCUAAUUUAAUCUAAUCUGCAGAUCUGCUCCUGUUAGAGGCACAGCGAUUCUGUAGACAGAGGUGCUUAUCAAUUGCAGAGAUUUAAACUGUCAGUUCUAGAGCAAGAACUAUAAUAUUUGACAACAUAGAUAUUUAUGUACUGGUGAUCAUAAUUGGAAAAGAGGAGGGGAUGUUCUUUUUAUGGUAGGAAAGGAAAUGAAUGCACAGGGGAUUUUGUUUCUUUGCUUUUAAUAACAUGUAAACCAAGGAUUAAAUUGCAACACGGGACUACA
Messenger RNA from Falco peregrinus (peregrine falcon), 13050 nucleotides. Its product is annotated as interleukin-9 receptor-like. Gene Ontology annotation, biological process: cytokine-mediated signaling pathway; immunoglobulin mediated immune response. The record is from RefSeq and is a predicted model, not a curated record. Gene Ontology annotation, molecular function: protein binding; cytokine receptor activity. Lineage: Eukaryota; Metazoa; Chordata; Aves; Falconiformes; Falconidae. Gene Ontology annotation, cellular component: membrane; external side of plasma membrane. Bases 8170 to 9615 code for a protein of 481 amino acids. The transcript is spliced from 9 exons.